GACUGCUGCAGCCGCCUUCCUGUAGCCCGGUUGAGGAAGUGAAUUUCGCUGACAGGGCUGGGUUCACAGCAGAGAGGGAGAGGCGAACAAAACAUCUUCCGCGGGGGGACCGAAAAAAAAGAACAACAACAACAUCAAAACAAGAGACGAGCGGAGCCGAUCUGAUCGAUCCAAGCGCAGCUAAGGCGUACAGUCAUCGGAUAAACCGAGCUCCCCCGCCCCGCCGAGACAGCCGUAGACAUGAGUGAACAGCAGCUGGACUGUGCUCUGGACCUGAUGAGGCGUCUGCCUCCUCAGCAGAUCGAGAAGAACCUCAGUGACCUCAUUGACCUGGUGCCCUGUCUGUGUGAGGACCUCCUCUCCUCUGUGGACCAGCCCCUGAAGAUCGCCCGGGACAAGAUGGUGGGGAAAGACUACCUGCUCUGCGAUUACAACCGAGACGGCGACUCCUACAGAUCUCCGUGGAGUAAUAAGUAUGACCCUCCCAUUGAAGACGGUGCGAUGCCCUCAAACCGCCUGAGGAAACUGGAGAUUGAAGCCAAUAACGCGUUCGACCAGUACAGAGACCUGUACUUCGAGGGUGGCGUGUCCUCCGUGUACCUGUGGGACUUGGAUCACGGCUUCGCUGGAGUUAUUCUCAUCAAGAAGGCCGGCGACGGAUCCAAGAAGAUCAAGGGCUGCUGGGACUCCAUCCACGUGGUGGAGGUUCAGGAGAAGUCCAGCGGUCGUACUGCCCACUACAAACUCACCUCCACCGUCAUGCUGUGGCUCCAGACGACCAAGAGCGGCUCUGGCACCAUGAACCUCGGCGGCAGCCUCACAAGACAGAUGGAAAAAGACGAGACGGUCGGAGAGUCCUCACCCCACAUCGCCAACAUCGGCCGCCUCGUUGAAGACAUGGAGAACAAGAUCCGCUCCACACUGAAUGAAAUCUACUUUGGGAAGACCAAGGACAUCGUUAACGGCUUAAGGAGUGUUCAGACUCUGGCCGACAGGUCAAAGCAGGAAGCUCUGAAGUUGGACCUGAUGGAGGCGCUCAAGAAGAAACAGAGCUGCUAGAGAUGCUACCGUUGUUUUUCUCCCCGUGUCUCUCUCUCUUUCUCUCUCUCUUUCUCUCUCUCUCUUUCUGCCUCUCGCUCUCUCUCUCUCUCUCUCUCUCUCUGCCUCAUCUCUUCUGUUUCUUUUCAUCUCUUCCUCCAUGCCUGUUUCAGUGCUGCACUCGUUCUUUUGUGGAAUAACAAAA
This is a messenger RNA of Salarias fasciatus (jewelled blenny), 1243 nucleotides long. RefSeq names its product capping actin protein of muscle Z-line subunit beta (gene capzb). The transcript has 9 exons. Gene Ontology annotation, cellular component: cytoplasm; F-actin capping protein complex. Bases 241 to 1059 code for a protein of 272 amino acids. The record is from RefSeq and is a predicted model, not a curated record. Lineage: Eukaryota; Metazoa; Chordata; Actinopteri; Blenniiformes; Blenniidae. Gene Ontology annotation, biological process: negative regulation of filopodium assembly; cell morphogenesis; regulation of lamellipodium assembly. Gene Ontology annotation, molecular function: actin filament binding.